Molecule: messenger RNA, 2325 nt
Organism: Indicator indicator
Lineage: Eukaryota; Metazoa; Chordata; Aves; Piciformes; Indicatoridae
Gene: ZNF512B
Product: zinc finger protein 512B
Exons: 17
Coding region: 1-2325 (774 amino acids)
Molecular function (GO): zinc ion binding
Source: RefSeq, a predicted model, not a curated record
AUGGAUUCCUCCUAUACCUGUAAAGGUGGAAGGAAAACUGGAGGUUCUACCAAACCCACUGUCAGCAAAGAAAGGACAGAGACCAGGAUAAAUCCACCUGCAGAGCUGCCCAAGCUUGGCAAUGCAACCAGUGACAAAAGUGAAGGCAAGAAGAAAGGACGACCCAAGGCUGAGAACCAGGCACUGAAGGACAUCCCACUUCCUCUGAUGAACCAGUGGAAGGAUGAAUUCAAAGCCCACUCCAGGGUGAAAUGUCCCAAUGCAGGCUGCUGGCUGGAGUUCCCCAGCAUUUAUGGCUUGAAGUACCACUACCAGCGCUGCCAGGGGGGAGCCAUCUCCGAGAAGCUGACCUACUCCUGCUCGUACUGUGAAGCUGCCUUCACCUCCAAGACCCAGCUGGAGAAGCAUCGGCUCUGGAAUCACCUGGACAGGCCAGUGCCAGCCAGCAGAGCAGAAAACAAAGUGCCCAAGGCCAUCGGGAAGAGCAGUGGCAAGAAAAGAGCUGCUGAGAGUUCAGCUUGCCCCACCAUCCAUCCCAAACAGGCAAAGACGGAGAGGGCCACGGGCCAGGAGCAUGCCCAGAAUGGGGAGUGCCCGGUGGAGAGCCGCGACAGCAAGGAGUUCCAGAUCGCUGCUGCAGAGGCCAUGGCAGCUGCCACCCCCACUGCCAAGUCCUCCAGUGGCAAGGAGGCCGUGCAGCAACGGGGCAGCCAGGCCUCGCUGCAGGAGGAAGACCCCGAGAGAAUGAAGCACAAGUCAGGAAGGAAACAGAAAACUCCUAAGAAGUUCACGGGGGAGCAGCCUUCCAUCUCGGGGACUUUUGGACUGAAAGGGCUUGUCAAAGCAGAGGACAAGGCAAAAGCUCAUCGAGCCAAGAAGCUGGAGGGGAACACCAGCACAGAGGAGCUGAAAAAGAAAUCUCCAGGAGGCAGUGUGAAGAAGGAAGUGGCUGUGCACCUGCCAGCAGCAAACCCUGAGGACCAGUGGCAGAGGGAAAUCAGUGAGAAGGGAGAAGUCUCCUGCCCAACCUGCAGUGUUAUAACCAGGAAAACUAUUGUGGGGCUGAAAAAGCACAUGGAUGUCUGCCAGAAACUGCAGGAUGCCUUGAAGUGUCAGCACUGCAAAAAGCAGUUCAAGUCCAAGGCUGGGCUGAAUUACCACACCAUGGCUGAGCACGUCAGCAAGCCUGUUCCUGUGGAAACUGCUGGACUUGGUGAACAGGAAGAGCGAGAGAGGCUGAGGAAGGUGCUGAAGCAGAUGGGGAAACUGAAAUGCCCCAAUGAGGGCUGCAUGGCCAACUUCUCCAGCCUGAUGGGCUACCAGUACCACCAGAAGCGCUGUGGCAAGCAGCUGGCCGAGGCCGACAAGCCCAGCUUCAGCUGCCCACACUGCGGCAAGAAGUACAAGUCCAAGGCCGGCCACGACUACCACCUGCGGUCGGAGCACGCGGCCCCAGCGAGCCCCCCGGACACCUCCGCGGCCCAAGGAGCUGGGCCGGCCCCCCCUGGCGGGGACUGCAGAGCUGCAGAGCCCACGGGCAGCACAGAGCCGGGCAGGGCCGAGCCGGGCAAGCCUCUAGAGGAGCCAGAGGUGAAGACAGAGCCUGGCCCUGUGGAAGACUUUGAAAGGACCCCGAGCGGCCGCAUCCGUCGGACCUCAGCCCAGGUGGCUGUUUUCCACCUUCAGGAGAUAGCAGAGGAUGAGCUGGCCAAGGAUUGGACCAAGAGGAGGAUGAAGGAUGACCUGGUGCCUGAAACAAAGCGGCUCAACUACACCCGGCCGGGGCUCCCAAAGCUCAAUCCCAGGCUGCUGGAGAACUGGAAGCAUGAAGUGAAGGAGAAGGGUCGCAUCAACUGUCCCAACAACUGCUGUGAAGCCAUUUACUCCAGUGUCUCGGGGCUGAAAGCUCACCUGGCCAACUGCAACAAGGGGGACCACUCGGUGGGCAAGUACCGCUGCCUCCUGUGCCAGAAGGAGUUCAGCUCCGAGAGUGGGGUCAAGUACCACAUCAUCAAGGCUCACUCAGAGAACUGGUUCCGAACCUCCUCCGAGGCCAGCCGGAAAAAAAAAAGCAGGGAGCAGCUUUCUGCUAGCAGAGAGGAGAAAAAGAAAAGCACAAACGGGAAGAAGAGGGGGAGAAAGCCCAAGGAGAGGCCUGCAGAGCCGUCCCCGAAGAGCAGAGAGAGCCUGGCAGCAAAGACUAAUCACAAGAAAGCCCUCGAGCCCUGGGAGGGCUCCCGGGGCAGCCCCGACGGGGGGGAGGAGCACGGCCCCAGGCCCCCGAGCCAGCGCAAGGGAGGAGCCCCCCGGGGGCCCGAGAAGUGA